Messenger RNA from Clupea harengus (Atlantic herring), 1684 nucleotides. Its product is annotated as histone H3.3A. Lineage: Eukaryota; Metazoa; Chordata; Actinopteri; Clupeiformes; Clupeidae. Gene Ontology annotation, molecular function: structural constituent of chromatin; DNA binding; protein heterodimerization activity. The record is from RefSeq and is a predicted model, not a curated record. Gene Ontology annotation, cellular component: nucleosome.
AGACGUCUGAUUGAUUAAUGAUCUCAGGCUGUGGAAGGGGGGAAAAAAAUCUAAAAAUAUAUUUCCGAAAAAGAGGGGGAAACAAUUUAAGUGUGAUACAAAAAGUGAACUCAAGACGCCAUGGCCCGUACCAAGCAGACUGCCCGUAAAUCUACAGGAGGUAAGGCCCCUCGUAAGCAGCUGGCCACCAAAGCUGCCCGCAAGAGUGCCCCUUCUACUGGCGGCGUGAAGAAGCCCCAUCGCUACAGGCCUGGAACUGUGGCUCUGCGUGAGAUCCGUCGGUACCAGAAGUCCACUGAGCUGCUGAUCCGCAAGCUGCCCUUCCAGCGCCUGGUGAGGGAGAUCGCCCAGGACUUCAAGACAGACCUGCGUUUCCAGAGUGCAGCCAUUGGAGCUCUGCAGGAGGCCAGUGAGGCAUAUUUGGUGGGCCUGUUUGAAGACACCAACCUGUGCGCCAUCCAUGCCAAGCGCGUCACCAUCAUGCCCAAAGACAUCCAGUUGGCACGCCGCAUCCGCGGGGAGCGCGCUUAAGCACCUCUCCCCCUCCCUUCUCCCUGUUUCCUACCUUCCUCUCCUUUGACCAGUCCGUCUGUCCCUCCCUCUCUUCUUUCAUAAGUAUUUUCUAGAGUAACAAUGAUUAUGGAAAAAUAAUUAAAUGUGUAGUCUUGUCUCUUGUAGUGCUCUUGCCAGCAAAGUUUUAGGGUACUCUUUUUGUGGAUGUAUUAGGUUAUUACACAUCACACAUACCCACUUAGAGAAAAGGGUCAACGUAUGACUUAUUCCGUGUGCUAGUCCAAGUACUGGAGUCUCUGUAUAGUGUGGACAUGCUCUUUGGCUAUGCACGAAUGUCUCAAAUCCGAACAUGGCCCUAAGGCAUCAACGUGACUUUUUUUUAAAUUUUUUAUUAUUUCUUCUUUAUUUCCUUUUUUGUAUUCAUAACAGGGCAGACAUUUGUGCAGGAAAAGAUGGAUUGGAUUGGCGACAUCAGAUAGUUUGUUGCUGGGCUAGGAGGGUUUGAAGUGGGAGGAAACUAGUUCCUUCUCAGGGUGCUGGAAACCCAAAAGGCUGUUGAUGACGCUGAAACAGAUCUGACCCAGAUCUGUUUCCAGUCUCUGUUGCUUUCUGGGAAAAAUAGUCCUUUAUGCCCAACACAAACGAAGACUAGGAGACGCGUGUUUGUCUACUGAUCACUUCGGGUGAGCUUGUUUGGUUUUUGUUUUAAAUGAAGUGCUUUAUUACUCUUUGGUAUCAUUGUUUGGUAUGUUUUGUCUUUUUGUUUUCUCCUUCCUCCUGCAUUUAUAAAUCCUAUGACAUGCAAGGUGUUCCUUUUUAACCAUAAGAACAUUUAUAUGUAUGGAAACAACUGCAAACUGUACUUUAUAUUGUGAAAGGGAAUGAUUUUUAAUCACCUUUUGUAGUAGAUUUUGUUGAAAAUAAUAAAAGCAUCAGUACAAGAUUCUUCAUCCUUAUAUGUAGCAGUGGUGAGUUCACAAAAAGUUUUACACCUAAUGGCUACUCGAUUAUCUUCCCUUGUAUCCAGAUUACAAGUAUUGGUAUUUCGUCUCAGGUUGGUUUGAAACCUUAUCUUGUUAUUUUUUUAACUGUUUACUUUUUUUAAGUUGUCAUUAAAAUUGUAAUAUUCCAGUGUUUCAUGCAGAUGGGAUAAUAAAUUAAUGUUACUCAA